This is a messenger RNA of Oryzias melastigma (Indian medaka), 2153 nucleotides long. RefSeq names its product interleukin-21 receptor. Bases 519 to 2093 code for a protein of 524 amino acids. Gene Ontology annotation, molecular function: protein binding; cytokine receptor activity. Lineage: Eukaryota; Metazoa; Chordata; Actinopteri; Beloniformes; Adrianichthyidae. The record is from RefSeq and is a predicted model, not a curated record. Gene Ontology annotation, biological process: cytokine-mediated signaling pathway; immunoglobulin mediated immune response. Gene Ontology annotation, cellular component: external side of plasma membrane. The transcript is spliced from 10 exons.
CAAUUUAAAUCUACUUUAUUUAUUUAUUAAGAAUUAGUUGACUCCCUUGUAAACUAAGAGAAACAUAUCCUGCGGUUGCCAUAGAAACGAUGCCUCUGACCAACCACUGCUUAUUAACUUCGUCUGCCUCAAAAUGGUGAAAAUCUGUACCGCAGAAAAAUGGUGACUGAAUUGACUUAAUUUUACCAGAGAUGAGGCAUUUUCAAGGGUGAUGUCACAGCCUUGCUUUGUCCAUCUCUAUAUAUGUCAGUGGUUGGAGCGCACGGAAAAAAUGAGAAGAAGGGCAACAACCCAGAGAAGGCCCAGACCAGGGCCAGCAGGUCGGCUGCUGCUUUCUUAUAGCAGUGAUGUGGAUGUGGUAGGAAGGCGCCGCAGCACGUCCCUCAGAAAACCACAUCCUGAGUCACGGUACUGAGAGAGCCGCUUUCUGCGCUACCACCUCAGUUUAGACGCCAGUCCUCGAGCCGCUCAGUGGGACUCUGCCGGGGCUGAAGAAGCUCCUUUAGAAAAGUUCCUGCAUGGCUCUCAGACCUUUCUUCCUUCUGGUGCUGUGGACCGUCUCGCUUCCUGCUAAUCUCGCAUCUCUGUGUGAGGUCAGCUGCUCGACCGACUACGUUAGGACUCUGAACUGCUCCUGUUCAGGAUGGGUGCCGGACCAUCCCGUCAUCCUGACUGUCAACUGCAGGGCUGAAGAUGCUGAAGUCAACGGCAGCUGUGUCAUCAAUUCCAGCCAGUCUUGGUGCACGAUUACCAAAUCUCUUGACGAUGUUGCUUCUGUUGAAACUAACUGUACAACGUCAGUGAGACGGGACAAGCUGAUAGGGAAUGUCACAGAGUCAGCCAGCUUUUAUCUGUGUGAUGUGGUGAAACCCAAGCCUCCUUUCGACGUCAAAGUGACGAAAGUCGACGACUUCUACAACAUCUCCUGGAGCACCGGUGCCUUCCUGGAUCAGCCCCUCACCUACAGGCUGCGGAUAAGAACAGAUGCAGACCCAACGGUUCCAGUUUAUGAGCUCCAACUUGAAGAAGAGAAGUUUUCCCUCGUGGUCAAUAAACUCCAACCGAAUGUCGGCUACAUUGUGGAUGUUCAGGCCAAAUUUCGGCCCGGUGAGAUCUUCAAUGGCCCGUGGAGUGAGUGGAGCUCGGGGACAAAAUGGAGAACGCCUGGAAAUGCUGAAGAAAGAAAAACACAAACAAAAGACAUAUUUUGGUUGUACUUGUCAAUUCCUGCUGUUCUCAUCCUCUGCCUCCUGAUUCUGGGAUACCUACAAAAACCGUGUUGGCAUAAGAAACUCAAGAGGAUUUCGUUUGUCCCGAGCCCAGACGAAUUCUUUAAGCCUCUUCAUCAGAAGCACAAAGGGAACUUCAAGGAGUGGGUGAAGCCUGUGUUUCAGGAGCAUGACUACUUCAAGACCAGUACUGGUGGUCUGAAGGCGAGCACAAAGACAUACGAAAUCCUUAAGUGGAACAACGAGAAGCACGGCUCCAGGGAGGAAAGUGAGCUGAAAGAUUUCCUGCGAUCCGCGCAGCCUUCCAACCCCCUGCUUUUUUUCCCAGAGAGCGGCAGCUCACAGGGCACCGGCCACUCCACCGGACACAUCUCCAUCCACACCGUCACGCUCUCUGGAGAGGAGUAUGAGGACGAGGUCACGUCCCGCAGCUCACUCACAAGCUACCAAGAUGGAGAAAGCUUCGGUUCGUUUGACAGUCCCAACAUAGACCGUGCUGGAUACAAUUCCCAGGAAUCCCUGCUGUCCAUGAUGGACAGACACAAUGAGAGAUCUCCACAACAUGAAAAUCAAAUCAUUAUUGAGCUACGACAGGAGAACUUUGAGCCAGAGGAAGAGUUCCUGGAGCCCGAGAGGGUGUCUCUCAACUCGUUUGCAUCCGGAGGGCAGUCGGAGGACGGCUACCCUCAGGUGGACUUGGACACAAUUGACAGUGGUUUUGGAGAGUGCAGCAGCCCUGGAGGCACAGACUCAACCCAAACACAGCACAUGGACCCAUUUCUUGAGCACAGUAACUCGAACUAUGUCAAACAGUGGAUGAUCUGCAGCACAAUUCAGGAGGAGAGCACCAUGUGUGAACAGUAAUCAAUGCAGCAAUUGCAAUUGUGUAUGUGUAUUAAAGUGUAAAUACGACUAAUAUUUUCA